Molecule: messenger RNA, 1332 nt
Organism: Schistocerca nitens (vagrant locust)
Lineage: Eukaryota; Metazoa; Arthropoda; Insecta; Orthoptera; Acrididae
Exons: 2
Coding region: 1-1332 (443 amino acids)
Source: RefSeq, a predicted model, not a curated record
AUGUGUAACAGUUUCGAGCAUCCGUCUCCGGACGUAGGCACAAACCAUACUCCCAGAGGGGGAGAAAGGGAAGGAAAGAGCCAGAGGUGGAGGGGGGGCGAAGAUGGGGGUGGGGACGAAGAUGGGGGUGGGGACGAAGAUGGGGGUGGGGACGAAGAUGGGGGUGGGGACGAAGAUGGGGGUGGGGACGAAGAUGGGGGUGGGGACGAAGAUGGGGGUGGGGACGAAGAUGGGGGUGGGGACGAAGAUGGGGGUGGGGACGAAGAUGGGGGUGGGGACGAAGAUGGGGGUGGGGACGAAGAUGGGGGUGGGGACGAAGAUGGGGGUGGGGACGAAGAUGGGGGUGGGGACGAAGAUGGGGGUGGGGACGAAGAUGGGGGUGGGGACGAAGAUGGGGGUGGGGACGAAGAUGGGGGUGGGGACGAAGAUGGGGGUGGGGACGAAGAUGGGGGUGGGGACGAAGAUGGGGGUGGGGACGAAGAUGGGGGUGGGGACGAAGAUGGGGGUGGGGACGAAGAUGGGGGUGGGGACGAAGAUGGGGGUGGGGACGAAGAUGGGGGUGGGGACGAAGAUGGGGGUGGGGACGAAGAUGGGGGUGGGGACGAAGAUGGGGGUGGGGACGAAGAUGGGGGUGGGGACGAAGAUGGGGGUGGGGACGAAGAUGGGGGUGGGGACGAAGAUGGGGGUGGGGACGAAGAUGGGGGUGGGGACGAAGAUGGGGGUGGGGACGAAGAUGGGGGUGGGGACGAAGAUGGGGGUGGGGACGAAGAUGGGGGUGGGGACGAAGAUGGGGGUGGGGACGAAGAUGGGGGUGGGGACGAAGAUGGGGGUGGGGACGAAGAUGGGGGUGGGGACGAAGAUGGGGGUGGGGACGAAGAUGGGGGUGGGGACGAAGAUGGGGGUGGGGACGAAGAUGGGGGUGGGGACGAAGAUGGGGGUGGGGACGAAGAUGGGGGUGGGGACGAAGAUGGGGGUGGGGACGAAGAUGGGGGUGGGGACGAAGAUGGGGGUGGGGACGAAGAUGGGGGUGGGGACGAAGAUGGGGGUGGGGACGAAGAUGGGGGUGGGGACGAAGAUGGGGGUGGUGACGAAGAUGGGGGUGGGGACGAAGAUGGGGGUGGUGACGAAGAUGGGGGUGGGGACGAAGAUGGGGGUGGGGACGAAGAUGGGGGUGGGGACGAAGAUGGGGGUGGGGACGAAGAUGGGGGUGGGGACGAAGAUGGGGGUGGGGACGAAGAUGGGGGUGGGGACGAAGAUGGGGGUGGGGACGAAGAUGGGGCUCUCAUCUCUGAGUUGCUGGCUGCGCUGGACCGCCAACUGGAGGCAGAGUGA